Molecule: messenger RNA, 10080 nt
Organism: Oryzias latipes (Japanese medaka)
Lineage: Eukaryota; Metazoa; Chordata; Actinopteri; Beloniformes; Adrianichthyidae
Gene: rbm14b
Product: RNA binding motif protein 14b
Cellular component (GO): nucleus
Molecular function (GO): mRNA binding; zinc ion binding
Source: RefSeq, a predicted model, not a curated record
CUCAAGCCUCUACCAACUCUCAAGUUGGAGCUCUUCCCUCGUGGUUCGGAGCCAGCCUUAAUUAUCCACCUGACUGUAAUUAAUGCAGCAGGCUCAGAGGGAGCUGCUGGUGGUGUUCUGAUGGAACUAUUUGUGCGGCUUCAGCAGCAUCCUCUUGGUGCAGCAGCAGUAGCCCUCCCCCUCCGCAGCCGAUCCAGCAGUAUGCCCGACGUUCAAACGGAAGCAGGCGCUACCAUUUUGAAACACACCACCGCUUAGUGUGGUCAAACACAUUGGUCCUCUGUUUUCUGUGCAGCGCCAUGGACAAAAGCCACACAGUCAAGCUCUUCGUUGGCAACCUGGCGUUAGACACCACCCAAGAGGAGCUGUCGGCCAUCUUCGAGCCAUACGGCCAGGUGGUCAGCUGCAGCGUGUUGCGACAGUUCGCCUUUGUGCAUCUGCAGGGUGAGGGCGCCGCGGAGCGAGCCAUCAGGGAGCUCAAUGGCCGAGAGUUUCGUGGUCGGAACUUGGUAGUGGAGGAGUCCAGGGGCAGGCCACUGCACUCCACCAAGGUGUUUGUGGGUAAUCUGAGUGGCAUGUGCACCACCGAAGACCUCCAGCAGCUGUUCCAGACUUUUGGGAAAGUUCUCGAGUGUGACAAAGUCAAAGGUUAUGCUUUUGUUCACAUGGAAAACAAGGAAGAUGCUCUUCAGGCCAUUGAAGCCCUCCAUGGCACCUCCUUUAAGGGCCGCCCCCUCUCUGUAGAGCUGUCAAAGGUGCAGCCCAGCAAACAGGCGCCGACAGGGAAAAUCCCCUGUGUCAACUGUGGGAAGCAGGGCCACUAUGCCGGAGAGUGCCCCGUGGGCAAGCCUUCUCUGGAGCAGUACCAGAGUCAGGCUGCUGUCUUGGCUGCGGCAGCGGCUGCAGCUGCUGGUCUGCCUCUGCAAGUCCAACAAAGUGUGCACAACUCGGUCUAUAACACCUCCACCUUUGACCCCACAUAUGCUGCUCUGACAGGGAUUACCACGGGCUCGCGUACUGACGGGAAUCCAGUGAAUCCAGCUGUGUAUGGGGCCCUGGCCAGUCAGGUGUACGGUGCCAACGUUGCCAGUCAGCUUUACGGAACAGUCGCCAGUCAGGCAGCUCUCACCUCCGGGGCCACACAAGUAUACAGCUCCAUGGCGCCCAACAUCUACGGGCAGAUGGCUACAUCCCCUGCAGCUGCUGCGGCAGCCGCCGCCUAUACAACUCCAGUUUACACCCCAACAAUGGCCAACCACCCCGUCUAUCUAGCAGCUGCACCCGGUAUGGAAGUUCCAGCAGGGGCAACCGCGGUCAACCCCGCCUACAGUGUUGCCUCGGCAAUUUACGGCACAGCCACACCAGCCUACGCUCAUAUAAGCGCCUUGGGAGCCGCAGACCCAACCACGGCCCUCUUUGAGGCUGCCAGACAGGCGCACUACUUUGCCCAAGGCCAUCAAGUCGUGGCUGAGCAGCAGACGGCGGCUGCUGCAGUGGCAGCUGCUGUGGCCAAGUCUGGGGAGAGGGAUCGCAGUCCUCUACGGAGGUCGGCACCUCUGCUCCCAGACCCCGUAAUGAAGCCAUUUAUAUACCAGAGGGCCAAACCCCGCAGGCCGCUGCUGCCCACACCGGCUGGCCGUGCAGCUGAAGAAGCAGUAGAAGGCGUGGAAGACCCCAUGGCCAGGUACUAUGCAGAGUACUACCAGCAGCUGCAGCAGUACCCCCAGUUCCAGUAUGCCUACCCACAGAGCACAGUGACAGCCAUUCCUGGCAUACCGGGGGUCCCGGGAGUUCCCGCAGUACCUGGGAUGACUGCCCAGCCUGUCGCUACAUUGGAUGCCCUCAGGCCAGUGGUCCCCACCGCUGCGGCAGUAGCAGCCGCCAUGGCUGCGCCCAGGGUGUAUGAGCCGCCGUUGCCGCCGCCCGCGCGCAAGGAGGCCAUCCUCCGCCGCCCCGAACUCUCCCUUCACACGCCUGAGCCCCCCUUUCGAUAGUCACACUCAACUGUCUGCCCUCCCCCAGCUCCUCCCUCUCUGCCCCGAACCCCCUAUCCCACCCCCACAUCACCUUUUUUCCACCCAGACUUGACCUUCCAGCAGUUGUGUGUUUGCGUGUGCUUGCCUGUGGGGAUAAUCUGCAGUGUGUGGGUGGGGCUAUCAAACUGGGAGGGGGUUGGGGCUUUUGGGUUUAUUAACCUGCUUUACGAGGGACCCGACCUGUUCACCUUGGUCCAUCUUGCACACACAGUGCAGCCGUUAAAGGGAGGUUCCCGUCCAUUCUGCGGGCAUUCUCUACGCUUCUCAGUUUUCUGUUCUUGUUGUGCCAGUCUCACCUUGUGCCAGUAUUAGACUGACCCAGUCGGUCGUUUCAUAUGCCUUUAUUUCUUUAUGAUGGUUUUCUGAGGCCAAAUCUCCAGUGAACAUCUGCCAUGCUCCUUUUCGGCCUAGAUGAUCAGUUAGGGCAGCUAGUUUGAAACCUUUUUUGCCUUAAGCUGAUAUGUUUCUAUUUGUAACCAGAUGGGAAGCCAAGGCGCUGCACUGGAUUGUGUUCAACGGAUCCAAGGUUCAGGGUUGCUUUUUUAUUAUUAUUUAUUUUUGUUUGGGGUGGGGGGCUGUGUGAAUGCCUGAGACGCUGUGAGCUGUUGACUUUGCAACACACAAACGCAUUGUCGGAGUCCAAGCCUAGUCUGGGGGGGGGCACACGUAUAUGCGUACUGCACUGUCUGUUGAGAUACCCCUCUGGGCCCUUCCCCUCACUUCAACUGUCACACUGAAAGACACUGCUUCACCUCUGUCCAACCUACCUCUUACUGUAAACUUCAGCACCGACUCUGUUCCCUUACAUUUCAUCCGGUUCAUGGACUUGGAAAUAUAGAUAGCAUAGAGCAAAGCAUAGAUUUGUUUUUGAAGAGAUUCUGCGUCAAUUCUUUCAUCGUAUUCAAAGGAUUUUUGUUUUUUCUUUUAGAGUAAACAAUAAUUUUUUUGUUUAUUUGUAGUAUAGUUUAAAUACAAGUUUUUAUUUUGAUGUAAUGAACUGUAAAAGUACAAAAACAAUUUCUGUGACUACUGAAUUAACUGUUUACAAAACAAAUUCAAACUGUAUUCUUUUAAAAGUAAUGUGACGCAGACAACCAUGUGCCUAUCAUUCUCAAGUAAAGUGCAUUACGUGAAGGGAUCUCCUGUUUUUUGUUUAGUUUUUGAAAUGCUUCAGAAGUACACAAAACCAUGCAGGCUUUACUUCCUCCAAGCAACACAGCUUUGCUUUUUUUCCUCCUCAAUCCAUGAUUUUCAUGUUCAAAGGUUUUAGACAAAAGCCACAAAGUCAGCCUGGCAGGUUUGAAAGAACCUGCAGGCUUAAAGCAGAAAACUAGUGAUGGCACCAAUGAAGUCAGAGAUGGGGCAGUGUCUUCCAGUCACCUGAAGAAACCUUUUGGGUCCUGAAAAAUCCCAGACCUGCUGUUGUUUAUUUUUAUCUGUUUGAAAAUUGUUGUCUGACCAUAUAGGUGGGAUUUGCCACAUAGGGAUAGUUGGGAUGGAUUUGAAAAAGAUCUGAACCUCCGACUGCAUGUACAUUUUGCUUUAUAGACCUAUAAAAGUGGGAAAUGCCACCUAUUUAGUUCCAUUUAACUCUGAUAUUUUUUAGUUUUGUUUGACAGCAGUCUGAAGCACACACACACUCUUGAGUCACCUUACUGCCUCAUCGAUACCCCUCUCCCAUUUGUGUUUUUGUUUUUGUAAGUGGUUCAGUAACGUCUGCAUCUCCCAAUAUAAUCUCUGUGUCCUUUAUACAAACACAUACCAGUUUGCAUCCUUUGUAGAAAUGUGGUUUGCGAAAAUGUCUUGUUUUAUAUGUAUUUUUUAGAGAAGAAUUUUUUAUUUAGCCUUUUUUUAUAGGGAACAGAGAAAAUUAAAAAUUUUAAAAUUUAAAAAAUCUGCAUGCUUUUUAUUGAGAACAUGUAUAAUAUUAAUCUUAUUAUAAUAAAGAAUGUUGGCUGACUGCUGUGAUAAAAGAAAGACGAGGGUUGGACAUUUCCCCUUCUUGUUUAUGUUCUUUUCUACUAUCUGUUUCUUUCGUUAAUACUGGCCAGAACCAUUUGACUGGGGGACCGAGGGGGAGGCAGGUGUAACUGCUGCUCCAGCUUUUCUCUCUUUGGUCAGGGUAAGUUCGGGUUGGAGCUCCUUCCUCUCUCCAGCCCCUCAAAUCCAAACCUCUUUAGGGCUUUUUUUUUUUUUUUUGGUAGUCGUUUAUCACAUUCCUGCAAGAUUUGUGGCCUUCCAAUUGAUUUCUUUUUUUGGAGAAAUGAUUUUACUGACAUUGAGAGCUGGGGAGAGGCACACAGAUGGAAUGGCCUGGGUGCAUUUUGAUCUGUGGAGCAAUUCUGUCCCUGGGCUUGAUGGGUGUGCGUCUGGUCUGGUCUUUACUCGCUGCACCAAGUUCCUCUUCAUGUGUCUCUGCUCAUUCUACUCUUUGACUUGCAUGUGUGAAAAACUGUAACUUUCCUGGAAAGAAAGCACACACAAAGAAAAAAUCAAGCAAAUAAACAAACAAACAAAAAACCUAGACAGUCCAGCUCUGAACUAACCAUGUCAACUGAAUUAGGUGGCCUGGAAUGACCCAACGUGAACCACGGGGACAACAUUUAGCGCAACGUCAUCACAGCGGAAACUUGUCUCCCUCUACACUACCAAGGUAAAUGGAAAAAACGCCACCCCACCCACCCCACUCCCCCAGGAAAAAAAAUGUAAGCACUGACCUCUCACUCGCCUCCCUUCCUUUGACUGUGCCUUGACCAACCACCACUCCGCUCCUACCCUCUUUCAUCAGUACUCCUUCUACCCGGUCUGCUACCUCCCCUCACCCCUCCUCUGCUGCAUUGGCAGUGCUUACCUUCAUGUGCAGAUUUUAGUACCUCCUCCUAUAGUUCAACAUGAUUUUGUCUUUUGUAAAAACAACCAAAACUCCUCUGAGUGGGACUUAGCAUUGGACGAUACAAUCUUUGAUAAACAUAACAUUUUAUCAAAAUAUUAGGUGUUCAUUUCUAGUCAAAGAGUCGCAUCUCAGGCCGGAAGGUCUCAGUAACUUUUAUAGUCUGAGACAGUUCAGCAGCAGGUUGUUAAAAAUAAGUGGUUUGUUGAAAUGAGUUUUGAGGAGGAAAACCUCUUCAACAAACCAAAAAGAGAGAAACACAAAGUUUUUGACAUUAGUGAUGAAACAAAAAUCUUGUAUCAGAAACUCAACUUUUCCUCAGCCAAGCAUGUUUGUGGGAGCAUGAUGAUUAGGGUAUUUGUUCUGCUGUGUCAAGUUUGCACUUUUGCCUUCAGCAUUGUCAGUUAACCAUUUAACACCAGAAAUUUUGCCAGUGACACCUAAAUAUACACUUCCUUUGACUCGAAACAGCGUUUACUUGAUCAGCUAAUUCUGGCACCAAUAUAUGUGUCAUUACUGCGAAAAUCCACUUUUCUUCACAGUCAGCUGAUUUGCGUUGAUCGUGUACGCCCUUCACUACUGUACUACAUCAAACUACUUCAAAAUCCACUGGGAUAGCAUUGAUUGCGUAGACGAUUGAAGAGUUGCAGUAGUCUCAAGAAUGUCAACACUGGAGCUAAAGCUCUGGUGUUAAUGGGUUAAACCAGCAGUUGGCUCCUUAUGGACAUAGUCUCUAUAGUCAUAGUCCUUAGUUUUAUACUUUAUAGCAAUCAGCUAUUGCAUCAAUUGUAUCGCCUUGUUUCCGCAAUUGUGUUAUCUAGGUUAUACUAAGGUUGGCCAGUUUAACUUGCAACUGACAGCGAUAACUUCAACGAACCUCUAAGUGGUGUUUAUACUUUUCAAGUGAUUCUGUUGUUUGCUUAAAAAUAUGUGUAAAUUGUGAAUCUAUUCCCACUCUGUAUUUUGGGAAUUAUAAUACCAAGUAGAAAUAAUUAAACCUUGCUUACAACCAGGCAACUCUGACAAUGACUUUUGGAAUAAAUAUAAACGUAACAUUGCUUUCAGUUGGAUGAUGCUUGAUGAAGUGUUCCAGAAAUUACAUCAACUGGUAAUUCUUCCGAGCAGUGUUUAAAAAAAACAAUUUUCUGGAUCAAGCUUGCUCCGCCAUCGUGUAUUCCAGUCGCUCUAAAUAAGUAAAGCUUAAGUGUUGCGAUAUGCACGCGAUUGUACUAUGGACGUAAAAUUCCAAUUGCGGAUGAUGUCAUCAGCUUGUCACAUUUUGCAGCGAAUAGUGCAAUUCCCUUCCGAUUGCCUUGUGACCAAUGCGAUCCAUGUAAUUAAUAAUCACUGAAGUAUAAUCCAUGCACAACAGUUCAGGUAUAAGGCACAAGAGUUUUUUAUUUACUUAGCAUUUGUUAUCUAAAUAAAAACAUCCAACAGCAUUCUGGGCUAUUUCUGAUUCUGGAGGCCAAUAACUAAACUUUUACUGCCGCUUGAGUUGGUUCCAGCCAGACGUCAGUCAAAAAAAUAGAUUUUCUUUACAUUUUGUAUUUUACACUUUGCUGCAUCAUUUUGACUCAAUUAAAGGAAAAUUAAGUCUUGAGGUUUUUUCCCUGUACCAAGAUUAAGUACAAUCACCUGAUUUUUACAGAAGGAGAGAAUGCUAUUGUCUGCAUAUGACUGUGUACUUCGGGUUCUCCUUGCUGGGGGAGGGGGUCGUGUAGGGAGGUUUGAGAUCUUCCCCUAAGACUGGGUCCGGCCUUGCAUCAGCACAGAAUGCGGUUGACAGCGCCCCCUUCUGUCCUGCCAAUGUAUGAGCUUGUGUAAGCAGGGUGUUUGCCGUGUCAUGGCGUGCUCGUGUGUGCCAGCAGAGCGUCCUCUCUUUGGUGCCGUUUCACUGAUCCGCGAGGCUUGGGAUUCUGCGGACACACCCUCACCCUUUACCCUGCCAACAGUCAACUUUCGUCCAACGCCGCCGAACUCGCCGCCUUACCUCUCCCUCCCCUCCCUUCCCCCUCCCUCAACACCCUUGUGUCCCUCUGCGCCUCUCCUCUCUGUCGUCCACAAACGACGCUUAUCCCGCCGCCACCGCCGCCGCCACUUUGGAUCUAGGUUUUUUGGCAGAAGCAUCCACCUGGCCCAAACACACACCCCCCCCCCCUCCAUCCUGUGACUUUGGGGUGUCAGGAGACUGUAUGUGCAGGACGGGUUGGACUUUACCUCACAUGGAGCAGUGUUUUGUCCUCACAUCAAUUUAGAUAUCAACCAGCUCCUCCUUUAAGUUCCAAUCAGAAAUGUCCUAUAAGACACUCCCAUGGCAGUGAGGCCCCCAACCUGACCUGUAGAUUCUCAUCAAUCUCAGGACUCUUAUAGGACCUUUCUGGUUUGGCAGCUGGUAAUCCUGGGUGAAGGUGAUGAGCCCUGACUUACUGAAGAAUUUUUACUAGAAAUAAAAUGAAAAGCUACUUUACUUGACCCUCACAGCCUCUGUGGGGGGAGGAGACAAGGAAUAGAGUUGAAAAAUGAAAACGUGAUAAAGGAUAGCAGUUAAUUAUUAGGUGAGUUGGUGUUUGAUCCUAUCAGCUCCUGCUAGUGGAGAACCACACUGCUACGGUCGGAAACCUUUCCCCCAUUUACUUAAGAAUUAUCCUUGAUCUUUUAAACCAUUUACAGUGGCUUGCAAAAGUAUUCAUAUCCCUUGAACUUCUCCAUAUUUUCUUACAUUAUGACCAUAAAUAUAAAUAUAUUUUUAAUGGAAUGGUAUGUGAAAGACCAACACAAAGUGGCACACAAUUGUGAAAUGGAAAGAAAAUUAUACAAGAGUUCAAUUUUUAUUUUUUUUUACAAAUAAAAAACUGACAAGUGCAGUGUUCAAAAGUAUUCAGCCCUCCUGAGUCAAUACUUUGUGGAACCCCCUUUUGCUGUAAUUACAGCUGCAAGUUUUUUGCGCCAUGUCUCUACCAGCUUUGCACAUCUAGACACUGAAAUCUUUGCCCAUUCUUCCUUACAAAACAAUUCAAGAGAAGUUAGAUUAGAUGGAGAAGAUUUGUGAACAGCUGUUUUCAGAUCUUGGCACAGAUUCUCGAUUGGAUUUAGGUCUGGACUUUGACUGGGCCAUUGCAACACAUGAAUAUGUUUCAUUUUAAACCAUUAGAUUGUAGCUUUGGCUUUAUGAUUAGGGCUGUUGUCCUGUUGGAAGGUGAAUCUCCUCCCCAGUCUCAAGUGUUUUACAGACUUUAACAGGUUUUCCUCCAAUAUUUCCCUGCAUUUUGCUCCAUCCAUCUUCCCAUCAACUCUAACAAGAUCGCCUGUGCCUGCUGAAGAGAAGCCGCUCCAGACCAUGAUGUUGCCACAAGCAUGUUAGACGGUGGGUAUUGUGUGUUCAGAGUGAUGUGCAGUGUUAGAUUUCCGCCACACACAGCACGUUUAAUUUUGGUCUCAUCUGACCAGAGGACCUUCUUCCAGAUGUUUGCUGGGUCACUCACAUGGCUUAUGGCAAACUGUGAAAGGGACUUCUUUUCUUUUAACAAUUGCUUUCUUCUUACCACAAUUCCAUAAAAUCCAUAUUUGUGCAGUGCACAACUGAUCGUUGUCCUAUGGACAGAUUCCCCCACCUGCCGUACCUUUUCCAUUUGGGGAUGAUGGAUUGAACUUUGGUUCGGGAGAUGUUUAAAGGUUGGGAAAUACUUUUAUAGUCUAACCCUGCUUUAAAUUUCUCCACAACUUUAUCCCUGACCUGUCUGGUGUGUUCCUUGGACUUCAUGAUGCUAUUUUCUCGCCAAUUUUCUCUUUCAAACCACAGAGACUGUCACAAAACAGCUAUAUUUGUACUGAAAUUAAAUUACACACAGGUGGACUCUAUUUAGUGAUCAAGUCGACAUUUGAUAAGUCACCAAUCAUCAAGCAACUUCUGAAGUCAAUUGGAUGCACUCGGAGAAAAGAGGGGUGAAUACUUCUGAACUCUGCACUUUACAGUUUUUUAUUUGAAAAAUAAAGAAUGAACUCUUGUAUAGUUUUCUUUCUACUUCACAAUUGUGUGCUACUUUGUGUUCAUCUUUCACAUAAAAUUCCAAUAAAAUAUUUGUGGUCAUAAUGUGUCAAAAUGGGGAAAAGUUCAAGGGUAUGAAUACUUUUGCAAGCCACUCUCAGAAGAAAGUUUUGCCUGUAAUCCUAAUUUGCUAACAAUUUGAUAAAUGGGGAAAAGUUUGUGCCAGUUUUCCAGACUGCUGAUUCCAUAUCAGAAGUAAGACCAUCCUUCCCAUCCUCCAUGAACAGAUCACACUGCAUUACAGCCUCCAACUCCUCUCUGUUUCCCAAUCACAAAGGCUUUAUCAGGAGCUUGCCAAACUGGGCUUCCAGUGCUUUAGUAAAUGCUGCCAUGCGUAAUUUGAAAGAAGAAGAAAAAAAACUCCCAAUCUCACGGUGUCAUCUGGCAAAUUUCUCUGCCCCUCUUCCAUGUGUGGCUUCAGCUGGAAAUAUCAAUAGAAGCUUCUGUUGUGCUGGUUCUAAUCCCAGAUGUGAGAUAAACAUGUGCCCAGCUUGAUACUCUUCAGAAGGGUCCUAAACUCAUACCAACCGCAAUGCCUUUAUUUUGUAGGAUAGAUUAAGAUUUCUUUUUUAUUAUAUGAAGUCAGCAGCAGCUGGGUUUUACUCUCAGCUGAUGCCUCAAAGCUGACGGGGAGGAAAUAAACCGCCUCCUUCAGAAGAUAGUUAUACUAAACAUUUGCUGGCAUGAGUUCCUCUUUGAAGGAGCUCACAGUAUUAAAAAUGAAAGACUUCCUGAAUAAGUCAGGCAGUGGCUUCCUGGUAGCACAACAAUGUAACCACAACAACCAGCUUAAAGUAGAGAACCAAACAGUCUCACCAACACUUUCCAUAUAUGUAUAUAUGGGGGCGGGCGGUUAAAAUAUAUUAUCUCAAUAAAAGCAACAAUCCAAAAUUUAGCAAAAAUGAGCUUCAAGAUGAAUGUAAGGAUGUUUAAUUUGACCAACUGUUAGUUUAGUUUACUGUGAAUGACUAGUCAUGGUUAUACACUUGUAACGAUAUUGUAUGGUUAUGUAUGCAUGCAUGUAUGUACAUAUAUAUGCCAUUUAAUAUGUAUUUCUGGAAUAUCAGUAGGCAUGCACGUCAUAAAUAAAAAUUCUUAAAUAAUGA